CGAGCGAGAGAGAGAGAGGGGAGGGAGGAUAUUAGGAAGGGAGAGCUGCUUUAAUGCUCUUCCUCAUGAUCGGAAGCUGCUUCAUCUCUGAUUGUACCGCUGUUUGUGGUUGUAACUGUGUGUAACUGUGUGUAACUGUGCGUGUAACGCGGUAUGGUAUGAAGUAACGAGCGCGAGUUGCUGAAGCGCCACUGGAUGCUGGAUGGUCGUUUCUGCCGGUGUCCACCGACUCCAAAUAUAACACCCACAAGAUGACAUCAACACUCCAUGGGCAGAAGGUAUGCCACUCACAGACACAGACAGAUGCCCUGAAACCACUACUCGGAGGGACAGGAUGCGAGAUCGAAGCACUACGCCUCCGUCGGCGCCUCAUGUCCAAAGAUGGACGUAGCAAUGUGCGUGUGGAACAUGUGAGUGGGCAGCAUGCACUCUACCUCCGUGACCCAUGGACGACCUGUGUGGACAUGCAGUGGCGAUACAAGCUGCUCAUGUUCAGCGCCACUUUUGUGGGUACCUGGUUUGCCUUUGGCCUGCUGUGGUACCUGCUGGCUCUUGUGCAUGGAGACCUGCUGGAGUUCGAUCCUCCAGCAAACCACACAUUGUGUGUGAUGCAGAUGCAGACACUAACAGGAGCUUUUCUGUUCUCCCUGGAGACACAGACUACCAUUGGCUAUGGUUUCAGAUGCAUCACAGAAGAGUGUCCUUCUGGCAUUGUACUUCUCGUCAUCCAGCUUCUCAUUACCACCGGCAUGGAGAUCUUCAUCACAGGAACCUUUCUAGCCAAGGUUGCUCGUCCCAAGAAACGUGGGGAGACGGUGCGUUUCAGCCAGCAUGCCGUAAUUGCCAAUCACAACGGGCAGUCAUGUCUAAUGAUACGGGUGGCCAACAUGCGCAAGAGCCUACUUUUGGGCUGCCAGGUCACUGGAAAGCUGCUCCAGCGGUGUGCACCUAAAGAGGGUGAGACAGUGCGCCUAGACCAGAAGAAUGUCCCAUUCAGCGUGGACACAGCCAGCGAGAGUCCCUUCCUAAUCCUCCCUCUCACCUUCUACCACACUAUCGACAACGACAGCCCUCUCCGAGCGUGGGCUGCCAAGGGUGUUGGAUGGACUGAGCCAGGGCUGUCUGAUUUCGAGCUCUUGGUCAUGAUGAGUUCCACGGUCGAGCCAACUUCUGCCAUGUGCCAAGUGCGCACGUCCUACCUGCCGGAAGAGAUUCUUUGGGGCUACGAGUUCCCACCCAUCGUCUCGCUGUCUCCAAUGGGGAAAUACGUUGCUGAUCUUGCCUACUUUGACAAGGUCAUCAGGGCCAAGACCCCACCCAUAUUUAGAGAGUUCUCACCCACCAACCAGCAGGGUUAUCAGAGUAGUGGAGAGGGAGGAGACCCAGAGAAGAUACAAUUGGAAAUGAGUUAUAGAGAAGUAGCACAGGAAAGGGAAAGGGGGAGAGACAGGAGUCCAUCAGGAGUUAGAACAAGUAAUGUUUAACAUACACACACAAACAGACAGUGGCAUGCUUAACAUUUAUGCCCAACAAAGUGUCCAGAUAUUAGAAAAGUAACAAAACAGCGCAAUGCUAUUAUAAAAAGUGUGGGGAGUAAAAUCUUGUUAAUGUACUCAUAUCACUGGGACACCACCUUCUUCUUCUUCUUUCGGCUCCUCCCAUUAGGGGUCGCCACAGCAGAUCAUCCGUCUCCACACCCCCCUGUCCUCUACAUCUGCCUCUUUCAACCCAACUGCCUGGGACACCAUAUUGUAGGUAAUAGAAUGGCGUUAUGUUAAAAUUGAAAUAGUCAGACAAUGUCUCCCUCUAGUGGCUACACUUGUAAAUAUGGCCACAUAAACAUGCAAAGUAACUGGUUUUCACUAAACCUUUAUAAUUUGUCUGAACACUGCAUAUAGAUGAUACAGAUACAGAUUAUCACGCAAAAUAAACAAGAAGUUUUGAUAUGAA
Silurus meridionalis is the source of this 1950-nucleotide messenger RNA. RefSeq names its product ATP-sensitive inward rectifier potassium channel 10. NCBI's taxonomy places the organism in Eukaryota, Metazoa, Chordata, Actinopteri, Siluriformes, Siluridae. Gene Ontology annotation, molecular function: inward rectifier potassium channel activity. Gene Ontology annotation, biological process: potassium ion import across plasma membrane; regulation of monoatomic ion transmembrane transport. Gene Ontology annotation, cellular component: plasma membrane. The transcript is spliced from 6 exons. The record is from RefSeq and is a predicted model, not a curated record. The coding region runs from base 252 to 1484 and encodes 410 amino acids.